This is a messenger RNA of Chelonia mydas (Green sea turtle), 12869 nucleotides long. It is a transcript of the gene CD247, whose product is annotated as CD247 molecule. Gene Ontology annotation, biological process: cell surface receptor signaling pathway. Gene Ontology annotation, cellular component: membrane. The transcript has 8 exons. The coding region runs from base 11125 to 11631 and encodes 168 amino acids. Lineage: Eukaryota; Metazoa; Chordata; Testudines; Cheloniidae. The record is from RefSeq and is a predicted model, not a curated record. Gene Ontology annotation, molecular function: transmembrane signaling receptor activity.
CGGCUUUAUGCCUCCAUCUUCUUUAUUCCUUCCCUACAUUAAUGCUGUCACUUUGUGGUAGUCUAGAGAGCGAUCUGAUCUUAUCUGGAGGUGGGGAGAAGGUUUCAUUCACAUAAACCAAGACCUAGAGAUGUUAUACUAUACUGGGGAAAGGAAGGACUCUUUGGGUCAACACUAGACCUAAUAGGCAACAAGUCUGAUUUGCCCAUUCCUCUUUCCAUAUUUUACCACAUCUAAAAUUAUUCCACUGAUUGUCCUUGUUGCUGACAUUUUCUUGUUUUCAUGACUUUGUUUUUCACUUAAACCCAUUGCUCUGUAUUUUACUAGUAGUGAUCAAAGUGUAUUCAUCUUCCUCCUCUUGUAUAUUAACCCUGUCAGUGUUUUGUGUAGUUCUGACCCCCUAAAUGUUUUUUUAAGACUACAUUUUUCCAUGUAAGGGAUCACUGGGGUUGUUCUUACUGUCAUUUUAGUUGAUCACUGAAAUGGGUCACUGACUUUCUCUUUAAACCUUAAAUGUGACUAUCCUCCUGAGUGUUCUCUGUUAAGGUCUGUAAGCAGUUAUACUCUCUCCUUUGCCCCUGCCUAGCAUGACAGUCUCCUUAUAUUAGUCUUUUCUCCUUGCACAGAUUCCUUUGCUGUUCUGUGGGUUGGGGUGGAACCAUUUGUUACUACCUUCCAGUAAUAUUAUACAAUUAUUUAGGAUAAAUUGGAAUAUUUUUUUCCAGUAGAGUCUAUAGUAAUGGAAUUUUGGCCUACAUUAGCACUUGGGGCAGAAUACUAGGAUGAAUGCUUCUUCUGGAAAGAGUGAUAUGACAACCAGAAGGAUCUGGCCACAUAUGCAUUCUUCCUACCAAAGGUGCCCAGUGUAGGCCUCUGAGCUUCCAAGGGCCUGGAUCUUCAGGACUAGUAAUAGAAUUUAAGACCAGAAGGGAACACCAGAUCAUCUAGUGUGACUUGUAUCUCACGAGCCACUAACAGCACCUGCACUCUAAACGAAAUUACCAAAAUUAGAGCGAAGUAUUACAGGUAACAGGAGACUAAACUAUUAUAUGCUACAGGCAGAGACUAGGUAGGACCAAGGCUCCUGCAGUGGCAGGGAAUCUGACCAAAUAACCCAUACCCACAUGCUGUAGAGGAAAGGAAAAAACCCCAAGGUUGCUGCCAGUCUGAUCUUGGUGGAAAUUCCUUCCUGACCUCACCCAUAUGGUGAUCAGUUAGACCCUGAACAUGUGAGGAAGAACGAACAAGCCAGAGAAGCACCUGAAGAGGGAGAGAGAGAGAGAGAAUGCUUGGUGCCACCUUAGAAGCCCUGACUUACUUCAUCCAAUGUCCCAUCCCCAGUCUCUGAUGCUCCAGAAGAUGAUCAACCCUCCUCCUCCCGCAGUACAUUGGGAGCAGGACAGAUGGGGAAGAGGAAUAAUGAAAAAAGCUUUCUUAACCCCUGCAGGUGACUGGCUGAAGCCUUUUAGGAACAUAAGAUAGAAACCAGAUGGGAACCCCCCAGCUGAACUUAAGAGAUCCUAGCUUAAGGUGCUAGUGUGGCUACAGGACUUGUAGAAUAUUUGGAUUAAAAAGCUUUCACCAGGUCACUGUUAAGAUAGCACAGUUGGCUGGAAUCCAAGCUAGUAUAAAAUUUUUUUCCCCCCUGAAAGUAGUACUACUAUCAGUGCUAAUCCAGUAAAACAUCUGACUUCCUUUGCUAAGGGAUAUGUAGUGGGGUGGUCACCCUGCUCUGGCCCUGAAGGGGUUAAAACAGCCCUGGAAGAGCCAAUAGUAAAAGCAGCCCUGGAGAGGGCUACAGCUGGGAAAAGGGAUUAAGACCAGCUAGAGGAAGCUGGCUAUGUAGCUGACCACAGGUGUGGCUGGCUUAAUCAGGGCUGGCCCUUAUAAGAGGGCUGUGGGCCAGAAGCUGGAGUCUCACUCUAGCCCUGGAGUGGGAAGGGCUAGCUGCCUGAUAGCGAGGUACCUUAAGCAGAGCAGAGUAGUGCUGGGGAAGGGCAAAGGGAGCUGGGGAGCUCUAGCCUGGUAAACCCCCUGGCUACAGGCCUUGGUAAAGGCCCAGGAAGGUACUGGGGCUGCAGAGGGGCAGCCUGGGGAUAGGCAGAGGCAGCUGGUCCCAAGUCCUUACCAAUGAUAAGUGGCCAUUACACUGCAGUCUACCCCAGCGAGCGGGGGUUAGAUGACUGGCAGUAGCCACUGACGCAAGGUGGGUUUAGAGGGUUGGGGGUUCCCCAGGGAGGGGAGACCCAGAGUGUAGGGGUGCUGCUGGGGCAGAACCCCAGGGUAAAGGACACGGGGGUCUGGGAGGGACAUGAAUGCUAGGGGCAGGCGAGACACCAGCCUGCAGAGGGUGCGCCGAAGGCUGGAAAGAGCUAAUUCCCAAGAUGACCAGCAGGAGGCGCCGGACUGGUGAGUCUCACUUCAAUACAAAGUGGUGGAGAACGUGGGCAUAGGUGGUCCACCCCUGAUAGUCCUUGCCCUGUCCCUUGUGUCGGACUAUUGCCUGGAUCAGAGACUUGAGCGACCAAGGGUGGAGAAAAAGGAUGGACUAUUUGGUUUAGUUAUUUCUCAGGAUUUAUUAAUUUUUUCCACUCUUCUCCCCCCUCCCAGUUCUUGCCAUGUAGCUGUGGAUGUAUCUUAUUUGCCAGAAGGAAUGGGGGAUCUGCCCUGUCAAAGACGGGCUUGCUCUAAUGGAGCCUGUGUGGAGAGCCUGUGUGGCCUGGCUUGCUGAGCAGCAAGCAGGACUGCUUCAGCUGCUGUGGUGGAGGGCACGUGGACCUCAUUAGGGGCCUGGGGCUGGAGGCUGGUGCCAGGCCUAAAGACUGUUUCGCCUGUGGGCGACCGGGACACUACAGAUGUGAGUGCCCCUACUCGGAUGGAGCAAGGAGGCCUCACCCAGAAAACACAACCUCUGUGAGGUCAACAGGGGGGCUCCAAACUUGUUGGGCCUGUGGGGAGCCUGGGCACAGGAAGAGGGAGUACCCCUAUGGAACUCAUAGGGCCCAGGCUAGUCCUGAUGUGGCCAAAGAAAGGCACUGGAUGUGCUUCCUGUGCCACAAGGUGGGCCAGGUAAGAUGGCCUUGCCCCCAGAGAAAGAGGGGGAGGCUGGAGGAUCGGGCUGGGUCGAAAACUGCCCCAAAGGAGGGAGUGGUGAGGACCAGGGCCCUAGAAAGGAGAGGGUCUGGGGCAGAGGGGCCCCAGAUCAAAAGGGGAAUCCAUGUGAGGGCGAGACUUCACUGCUACUUUUGUUUUCCAAUCUGUAAGAUGAGGUCAUAUUUAUGUAGCUCAUAGAUGUGAUGUUUUAACUGUUUGCAAAAUGCUCGACAGCACCUUUCAUUUGAGGAUCUAAGAACUGAAGAGUAUGGGGUAAACAUGUCAAAACAGAAAUGGAACAGAAUAACUGUGUUAGUUUUGCAGUUUAAGUUACGAUGUUUGAGGCAAUGCUGUACCUUUGAUCUUAAACUGCUAUACGUAAUAUAGUCAGUCUAUUGCCCAAAACAAUAAAUAAAUCCUAGCUGAGUCUUUCUUUAGUCAUCUAGUUAAUUGUCAUGUUUUAGAGUCAUGCUUCCCUCCCUAGAGACUAUCUACCCAGCAAAACAUACUCAUUGGAGCUGUUUACAACAUUGGUGUUUCCUGUCCAGUAACAAAAGUGGGAAGUACCAAACUCUAGUAAAUUGUCACUGUUGGCCACAAGAGGGUGCCAUAGACUUUAGUUUCUUGGGUUGAUACAUUUUCAAACUAUUACCUAAAAUAGAUUGAUUUUGACCUGUUAUAAAUCCAGCUUAGAAGAAUGCUGGGUCUGGGGGUCGAAUACGUAGAGUUCACUUCUCUAGCACUUUAAAUUCUGUAUACUCUUGUCCACCAAAAAAGGCAUUCUAUUACAGCUAUCUAAUAAAACACUCAUUCUUUUGUUUUUGUCGUUAAUUUAUGUUGUGAAAGGUGCUGGAUUAGCAGCCCUGAAAAUUAAAAGUUUUAAAUUCACACUUGUCUAGCAGAGGUGGUGGCAUCACAGAUUUUCCCACACCUGUCUCAACCUUCUCCGGGAGAAACCACCGCCAGUGGUUGACAGGUUUCCUUGUUCAUUCAGUCCUUAGCACUUCUGUUGAAUGCAGACAAACGCUGCUGACUGUCGUGGCGGUUUUGUCAUGUGGACACUUGUCCACUAGCAAAUGGACUGAGAUAUGUAAAUCUCUUUUCCUAAUGGUCAAAUAGCCACUGGAUAAUUAACCUUUUUGUUUGCUGUGUAUCUGGACCAGAUUUGAACAAGUAGUCUAGAGUGUUAUGAGCGGCUUGUGGUCAAUCAGAGCAGGAGUCAGAAGUCAGGCUGAAUCAGGUACCAGAAAGUCAGAGUCCAAGACAGGCCAGAGGGCAAACCAGUAAUCAGUUGUCAGUAGGCAUGAAGCAUCUGGUUACUGGAAGUCAGAGUCUGAGAUAAGCCUGGGAAUAAACCAAGAGUCCAGCAGGUCAGAAACCAGAGUCUGGGAUCUCUCUCUGAAAUCGCAGGCAGUCUGUAUUGUUGCUCAAACAACUCUCUGGCAUAGCUUCUGGCUUAAGUCCUAGUCCCAGCCAAUCAGUGGGCUGCAAGGAGCUGCCACUCAGGUCCUGCUAGGCAGUACUUCCUGCUGGGCCCAGCCUCGCUAGGUCCUCCUGUGGGAGCCUAGCCUACGCCUCCUGUGGUGAUGUGGAGGAGUCAGCACCCAGAACUCCGAUGGUUCCAGGCUUUAGCUGUGCAGGCUCUUACACAGAGGAACAGUAUUCAAGGAGAUAGACCAUUCAGCACUUGAAAUAUUACUGAGACCUUGUUAGACUAGACGACUUCUUGUUUUAUGUUCCAUCAUGGCUGAGAAGCUCAAUUCAUCAGUUUCUAAGGUUAAACUCUUGGAGUUGGUCCAAAGGCUUCUCCAAAACAAGAACUUGUUUCAGGUCAGUAUAAUAGGUAGUUGUAUCACUUGGGUUUGUGAUGGGAUGAAGGCAUGUAGGUAGUAAGAGACCAGAGAAGUGAUAAUUCGCUGUCAUUGGAGGCUGGUUUAUUUAAUUUUUAACGCAAAGGGCCUAGUUGCUGUGAUGAUGGUUAACCUGCAAACCAAUAAAAGUAAUGUAUUUGAAAAUGUUUGUUUUAAAAAUUCUCCCUGUUGCUAAUCCUACAUCUAGAGAGCCCCAGUCAUCCCCCCAGUUACCCACUAGAUUCUAACUCUCAUUAUCAGCCUUGAGCAUAUAAUCUUUCCAGUUUAAAUAGAAUGGAUGAGACUCUCUGGAACUUCCCAGUGAAGCUUCUUAAGCAGCUGCUGAGUGAGAGGAGGUUGUCCCUCAAAAAUGUUGCCUGGAGGGUAGAAAGGAACUAGACGUUAGGACAGGGGUUCUCAGGACAAAUUUUUGGUGGCCUUAGAGUGCGGCCACUUACUCUUGCUGGUUGCCGCUCUCUCACUUUUUCCUAAAACACUUAAUUAGCUUUAGGAAAAACAAAUAAAUAUGCACAUUUACAUGUCCAAAUCAUUGUAAUUUAUUUAUUGCUAGCUAGUAAGUCUGUUGUCAAAAGUGAUAUUAACAAACAUACUAGUAUCAUUUUUCACAGCAGACUUACUCAGCCCUGCCAAGCCUGGGGACAAAUUAAGCCCUGGAUGUGGCGGCCAGGGGAGGCAUCAGGGGAUUAGAGCCUGAAGCCUUGCUGCUGGAACCUGGGGCCUGUUGCUGUGCAGCCAGAGCCCGGGACUGGAGCCCGAAGCCCCAUGGCCAAAGCCUACCACCCUGCUACCCCAGGGCUGAACCCCAAAGUCUGAGCCCUACUGCCCUCUGGGAAUGUAGAGAACUCACUGGGUGCCUGCUCCUCCAGUGUUGUGCCCCAGGUGUCUCCAAAGGGGGGCAAGGCCCAACCCCUGCUGGUGGCCCCAGCAACUAACACAAAGGCAAGGCAUCCAGGAGCAACGGGGGGAAGGGGCUGCUACUUUGCCCCUCCUACCCCAACCCAGGAGGCUGUGGCUGCAAGAAAAGUCCCUGUUGGCCACAUGCGGCCAUGGUGGUCGCAUUUGAGAGAGGCUGUGUUAGGACUGCGUGAUUUCAUUUGUGGUUCUGCCACUGACUUGCUUUGUGACCUUAACCUCUCUGUCCUUCACAUGCUCUGUCUGUAAAAUGUAGAUAAUACCUACCUCACAGGCUCCUUGUGAGACUAAUGCUUGUAAAGCAGCUCAACAUCUUUAACUGAAAGAUUUAUUAUUUUUUUUUAAGUCGAACUAAUAGGACCUGUUCUGACUACCACAAAAACAUGGUAAGCUGACAAAGCCCAAUAGAGGAGUGUAUAAGUUUGGGUCUUUGCCCAUGGUCCCCAUUAAAGAUCACUUCAUCCAGUGCUACAAUCUAGCUACCUGUAGGCCAAAAUGCAGCCUUUGUUUAGACAAGAAAUAGAGAGAUGAUUCUAUUAAAACUUCAGUGGCAAUUUUAGUGUGCAAUAUGGUUUAUGCCUCUUGGCAUUUAGUCAAGACCAAGUUACAUAAUCAACUGCUAAUUGGGGCCUUGAUUUAAAAAAAAAAAAAAAAAAAAAACCACUCAUUUUAAUGUUUUAGCCCUGCAACUAAAUAUGUGGAAAAGCUCCUAAAAGAAAAAGUGAGAGAAACAAGGAAGAGAACCUGAAAUGGAGAAAUGCCUCACAGAUCACAGUAGUGUCAAGGUGUUCACCAUGACUUUAUACCAUAAGCUAAACUAAUGCAUAAUAGCUAGUGAGGUCUAUAUAAAUGUGGGAAUAAAGUACUGAAGUUGGUUCACACGUUGGGAGUGUGUGCUUUGAAAAGAAUUAUGGAGUUUUCCUACAUACAGCCCAAGGGACUGUAAACCUGUGAAACUUGUGCCAGCAAAAUAGGCUAUAACAGAAAUCAAAGUGGAAUUAACAGGUCAAAUCAUUAAUAACCAGUAGGAUUGCUUAUUUCCCUUUCUGUAGGUUAAUGUGAUUUGCCUACAUCUUACAUUCUCUCAUAAUCAAUUAGGUUCUCCAGAGAAUUGUGGUCUGAACAGGUUGUUGAUGGUUUUAGAACCAGCUGCUGCUUUUCAAUGUCAGGCAUCUUGAAAGUGACACUAUAGUGCUUGUUCAACAGGCUGAGAACUGGUGCAUGUUCAUAGGGGCCCCACAUUAAUGUUGUUCUAAUGUCUUAGAUAUAUUUCUAACACCUUAAUCAGGCUGAACACUUAAAAACAAAGCAGAAACAGAUGACUGCAAAUCACAAGAAACUAAGCAGUGGAUGGGAGUUUUCUGGUAUAAUACACAGAUGCCUGUUUAUUUCCCAUGGGACAUGUACAUUCACGGACAUGUUUAUCUCCUGUGUUACACAGGUGUCUGUUUUCUUCUAUUCUACAGUAGCCUGUCACUUUAGAUGUGGCAGGGCUUCUGUUUACACUCUGCAGCUGCAAGGGAUACUGGCAGCUGAGUGGGAGGCCUUAGGAAAGCAAUAUUUUCACUCCCCGAGGGGAGCAGCUGUAGUAAGACAAACUCCUCUUCACUGUCUGUUGGCAGCAUCUGAAGCAAGAGCAGAAGCCAGGAAUUCUUCCUUAUACUUUUCCUUACAGGGUAUUGGCAAAUGUGCAGAGGGGGAGGAGAUAAUCCCCUUGGAAUGCAACAAUUAAUACUUGUGCAAUCAUUGCUCCAUUUCAAGGGGAUUAGCACAUAGAGGCAAUUAGGGCAGAGUGAAGCUUCACUAUAAAUUCCAAUGCACUAAAAUGCAGAGGCGCAGUAUAGGACUGCCUCUAGAUCAGGGGUUCUCAGGACAAAUUUUUUGAUGUCCUCAGAGUGCGGCCACCAACUCUUGCUGGUUACCGCUCUCACACUUACUUAAUUAGCUUUAGGAAGAACAAAUAAAUAUGCACAUAGUCAGCCCUGCCAAGCCUGGGGACAAAUUAAGCCCUGGAUGGGGGACUAGGGGCAGCAUUGGGGGGCUAGAGCCUGAAGCCCCGCCACUGCAGCCUGUUGCUGUGCAGGCAGAGCCCGGGACUGGAGCCCGAAGGACCACGGCCAGAGCCUGCUACCCCAGGGCUGAACUCCAUAGCCUAAGCCCCACCGUCCCUGGGAAGGUUGGGGACUCGCUGUCUGCCUGCUCCUCCAGCAUUGUGCCCUGGGGGUCUCCAGAGGGGGGCAGGGCCCAACCCCUUCUGGCAGCCCCAGCAACCAACACCAAGGCAAGGCAUCCAGGAGCAACAGGGACGGGGAGGGGCCUCUACUUUGCCCCCAGUUCUUCCAGCCCAGGAGGCUGUGGCUGCACUUGAGAAACGCUGCUCUAGACUACGUUUUGUCAAUGUAAGUCACUAGCUUGCAUACUUUAAACAGUGAUAUGCACACUUCUCUUUUCUUUGCAGUGUCUUGUGCAUGAAUGGCAGGUCCAUCUGUGGGCUACAGCCUGCUCACCAUACAGAACUUCUACUGUCUAUUCAGUAUCCAUUAUCUUUGUGUGAAUAUCUCCAAAAAUUGUUGUAAGAGCUUGGUGUUGAAUUAGUUUUUGGGGACUACAAUACUACCAUUUAUUGCUGAAAAUAGGCCAGGCUCUACAGACAUUGACUUUCUCCAAUGUCUUCCAGAUCCUCUAACAGGUGACAGAGGUAUUAAGUUUGUCUGCGAAUACUAACUGUACUAGGUAGGAUCAGGAGAAUCAGAUCUGCUGAUAACAGAUCUGCCCUUAAUCCCAGCAGUCUGUGGUGAUGAUUAUGGGUAGGGUCUCUGGGGUAGCAGUGCAUGAGCCAGAGGGCAGUGUGUCAUUAUUUUUAUCCCCAGCUUGACUGUGGAGCAGGUUCAUUUUUAGUUUUCAUUUAUUUCCUGUUUAAACUCCAAACCCUGCUGCUUCUUUAUACCUCAGGCAAGCACACCCAGCCUGAAAACAGGCUGCCUUUGGGGGAUGAAUUAGCCUCCUGCAUCAGAGAAGCUUGUGCGAGGCCUGCCUGUGGCCAGAGAGAGAGAGAGUGGCAUAUUGACACAGCGUCUGGUGAACGUAUGCUUUGUGUACUCUAGGAAAUUUACCAAUCAUAGACAACAGGUGCCAGAAACAGGUGCAGCUUAACCACGCUGAGCACUGUUGAAAUGGAAGUGUACAGUAUACCAAACUGUUCAGUACAGGUCCAGAAACCAUGAUUAACCCAUCUCCCUCUGCCAAUAAUGGGUAAUUUCCCCAACAGACAUGGUGCUAGACAUAUAGUCAAGGUAGCUAAAAGCUUCUCUUAACCCUUCAGAGAAGGUCUGCUGUCUCCACUGUGUACUUGACUCACUAUAAAGUUGCAAUAUUUGACAACAUUGCAUUGAUGAGCAUUUUGUCCAGUUUUGUUAUAAAUAUUCUGAGAAAUGGAGUUCCUCACCACUUCCUGGUGGAGACUCUGCCAUAACUUAAUAGAUCUCCUUGUUACGAAGGUUUUUUUGGGUAUUCAAACUAAAAUUUCCCUUUCUUAAUUUCAUCUCAUAAUUCUUACUUACCUCCUUUUGUACCAGCCUAAAUAAUUCUACUCCUUUUAUCGGCCUGUUGCUGCUCAAGUCAGUGGUAAAAAAUCUUAUUGGGGAAUAUUCAGGGAGAUGUGUGCUCUGACCACCCUCUGGCUCCCAUUGCUGUUCCUUUUGUCCCUUUAAAAAUUCUGGGGCCUCAUGCCCCAGAGUGCUCUGGACUCCUGGGUUUUAUUCCCAGCUCUGCCUGCCUUGGCAAGCUAAUUUCUCCAUCUACAUACUGGGCAUAAUAAUGCUUAGCUGCUGCAUCAGGCAUGUUUGUGAGACUAAUUUAAUUCUUUGAGCUCCUCAAGUGAAAACACUGUGAAAUAGCUCAGUAUUAUUAACACUGUCAGCCGACAACAGCUAGCCAACUGACUAAGAGAAGAGCCCUGGAGAAUGAAAUCUACUAAGUUACUGUUCACUUGAAAUAACUCUUCUGUUACUGCCUAUAUAGUUUGCUAAGUUGGAACUGGGCUACUAAAAGGCGCCUCAGUAGUCCCCCAUUUGAGUCUUUUAUUUUGAAUUGUAUAUUAAGUGCUGGUUGAAGGUGUUAGUUUGAAAGCCCCAAGGAGUCCUAUUAAUUCCCAGAGCAUAACUGUUCUGGUAGAAGCAGGGCAAACAUCCCCGACUGCACCCUGCUAGUGUGUCUCAACGGCGUCACGGAGGGACCGCUUCUAGGGAUGAGAGGGUUGUUCAGUCUCCUGGCCCACUCAGGCCUUUAGUGAGAGGAGAUGUGGUGUAUGUAGCUCGGACACUGCAAUGCCAUUUGUUUUAAAGGUACUACGCCUUUACAUUUUCUAAGAACUCUCCCUCUGUGCGGAGGUCAGCAGCCAUUUUAUUCUGAGUUGUGGCAGCCUGUCCAGGGGGCGCCGACUGCGUCUCUGCGGGAGAGUGCACGCUGUGCGUCUCCUCCCCUAAAGGCUGCAGCAACUCUGAGAACAAAAUGGCCGUUGAACUCUGAGGCGAGAGAGGCUGUUCUUAGCUAUGUAAAGGAAGGGGCAGCACCUUUAAAACAAAAGGCAUCGCAGUUUCCCAGCUACCUACACCCAACAGGGGCCUGUUAGUUCCAAAUUUCAUGGUGCUUUCCUGUCAUGUGGACGCUUGUCUACAAGGAACAAAAUUGAGACCAACUCCUUUCACUCAGGCCACCGAGUAGCCGAAAGAGGAUAACAAGUUGUGGUCACUGGUGGCCGGUUCUGGAUUUAAAUCAGUGACCCAAGAUGAAGAGCUCCGCCAAUCCCCUGAGCCAUGUAGUUGUCCGAGGAUGAGCGUGGUAUGCCCUGAGUUGUGUUUUCACCUCUGUUUCUGAUUUACUGUACUAUGAGUGAAUAUCGCGCCCUGCGUACUUUAUAGGCUUCUUGUAGAAGUUCAGCUGCUGCUGAUUUAGAAUUUCUGAGGCUCUAUCAGAAAAACUAAUAAAAGAGGGGAAAAAAGAGAACCCCAAACAUCAAUACCAAGAAUAUGAAACCAAACCUCUAAAGCUUCCUGGUUGUGAAGCAAAAGAAGGAGCGUGUGUUUCAACCACACUGCCGGCAGGUGGACUCUGAAAGAUCUUAUAGACCUCGCACUUCCUGUGGAGACAGCCAGAAGAACAAAGCCAGUGGAGGUGCCUUUUCUCCUCACCAUCCCACUCUCUGAUAACUCGCGGCCUCCAGCCCCUCAGUGCAAUCCGGGGGAGCAAGAUGAAGUGGAAGGGGAUUGUUAUCUCUGCUGUCCUGCAGGCACAGCUCCCAAUUACAGAUGCUGCACCGGUUCCGGGACUGACAGACCCGAGACUGUGCUACAUACUGGAUGGGAUCCUCUUCAUCUAUGCAGUCAUCAUUACGGCCCUCUUUUUGAAAGCUAAGUUCAGCAAAGCUCCUGAAUCCCAAGCUCUGCAGGAUCAGAAUGACGUGUAUAAUAAAUUGUCUCGUACAACCAGAGAUGACUAUGAUGUUCUGGGAACUAAAAAGAGAGGCUCUGACCUUGAAAUGGGAGGGAGAAAUCAGCAGAGAAGAAAGAAGCCUCAGGACGCUCUUUACACUUCUUUGCAGAAGGACAAGAUGGGCGAGGCAUACAGUGAAAUUGGGAAGAAGGGAGAGCACCAGAGGCGGCGAGGCAAAGGGAACGAUGGCGUCUACCAGGGACUCAGCUCUGCAACCAAGGACACAUAUGAUGCCCUCCAGAUGCAGCCGUUGCCCCCUCACUAAGUGGCAUUCAUGCAGUGGAUGGGCAAGACUGAGAAGUCCAGAUGCUUUGGGGGAGGAGAGAAGGGAAACAAUCAUCAAUCCAAAAAGGCCAUUCAGUUAACACCCAUUUUUUCAGGACUGCAAAUUACAUAUGCGCGAUUCAUUGCACGAAGUAGGACAAGUCUGGAUUUAGUUCCCCUCCUCCCUUCCCCCCGUCAAAACUAUACAAUCUCAAGCUUUAGCUUUUAAAUGUACAUAUCUGUAAAACUAUUCCUAAUGAUCGUGGCUGUUUUGUACCAGCAACUGUUGGGCAGGAGACUAGGACUUUGGGUUCUCUUCCUCCUCCUCCUCAUUGAGCCAGUUUCUCUGGCUAUUUAAAAAGCAAAACAACCCCCCCCCCCAAACUACACUCCACCUCACAGGUGGCUGAUGUUUAAUUACUGGCUAAAGCACUUUUAAGGUCCUCGAAAGGAAGGUGCUAUAGCUACGCCCGGUAUUAUCUACAGGAAGAAUAAUCUGCAUCAGCAUAACUAGGGCAGUCUCGCGCCAAUAUUUUUCUGCUGUAAAUUUAGCUUUAUUUCUAAGCUGGUUUUAGCUGUGGAGAGCUGUUCUUACUGUGGAUGACGACAUGUUCCUUGAGUGAAAGACAAAUGCUAAAAGCAGGCUGAGGAGGAAUCAGUGCUCGGCUGCAACAAGCUAUCAAGAAAACAACAUCCCAGUGUGAACAGCUCUUGCAGCACAUGGACGGCAUCCAGAAAUGCUAAUGGAAAUAUAUGAAAGCUAGGACACCUUUACCGGCGAGGUAACAGGAGUGGUGCAGCAUACAGAUUUUACCACCUCCAUCAUCCAUUAUGAUGUGAGCCAGGGGACUAGGCCUCUGGAAGGACUGACAUUUGAAAUAAUGCUGGAGAACACUGGGAAAGUUGGGAUUUAAUUAAAAAGGGAAGUUUUUAAAUAGACAAUCCAAAACUUGACCUCUCUCUUCCCUCACUGUUGCUCAAGCCACACAAUUUUUUACGGGCUAUUCCUUCCCCACUUAAAGUACAGCACCAAAGUAUGUUCCUGUUAUAUAAAACAAUGCCAGCAAGUGAUGAGUAUAUUGCUAAGGAAAGUGUACAAAAGCCGAAAGAAAUGUAAGAAUUUGUAAAUACCUUGCAGGAUAAGUUUAAAGAUGAGCAAAACAGAUUCAAGACAAAGGUGAUGGUGGCUCAGCAAUUCAGACGGUUUCUGAUAAGGUAAUAAAAUUGAUGGGGAAGCCA